Molecule: messenger RNA, 295 nt
Organism: Laccaria bicolor S238N-H82
Lineage: Eukaryota; Fungi; Basidiomycota; Agaricomycetes; Agaricales; Hydnangiaceae
Exons: 1
Coding region: 128-295 (55 amino acids)
Source: RefSeq, a predicted model, not a curated record
CAAGUUUUAGUCAAAAUUCAUCAGGAUGGUGUCUAUAUGCAAGAUUCAAGUACGUUGAAUUAGACGUCCGUUGCUACAUAUAUCAGCUAGUGCAGUAGCCUAACGUUAGGCGAGCAGAACAUAUAUAAUGGGCUUUCUCCCUUCGCGCGGAAAAGGCGAAGGAGUUUGUGCGCUUGAAGUUGAUGUGAAGGGGCGUCACAACACGCCUGGUUCUCAUUUGCUUGCGCAUUGUGCAAUGAUACAUGGAAAAUUAUUGAAAAGGUUAGUCCAACAUGCAGACAUGUACCAUUUGUAA